Molecule: messenger RNA, 1391 nt
Organism: Raphanus sativus (radish)
Lineage: Eukaryota; Viridiplantae; Streptophyta; Magnoliopsida; Brassicales; Brassicaceae
Product: E3 ubiquitin-protein ligase NLA
Exons: 6
Coding region: 221-1204 (327 amino acids)
Molecular function (GO): metal ion binding
Source: RefSeq, a predicted model, not a curated record
AGUUUUCCGCCGACAUCACCACCUUCUUUCUUUCUUCUUCCUCUCCUCUGUUCAUUAAUACGUUACGCCUCUGUUGUUUUUUCUAUAAAGCCAACACGAGACGCAAGAGAUAUAAACUGGUUUUCUUGAUCAGAUUUGUUGAUGGUCAUCUAAACUUUUUAACCUCUCCUUUUUUUUGUGUGUGUUUAUUAAUUUGAUUUUCUUACGUUUUCGAGAAAAUAUGAAGUUCUGUAAAAAGUAUGAGGAGUACAUGCAAGGACAAAAGGAGAAGAAGAAUCUACCUGGUGUUGGCUUCAAGAAGCUCAAAAAAAUUCUCAAGGGAUGCAGAAGAAGAGAUCAUCAGAUUGCUUCAAUCAAUCACUGUCCUCGUGAAUGCACAGUUUGUGAUGGAACCUUCUUCCCGGAGCUUCAGAAGGAGAUGGAAGAUGUAGUAGGAUGGUUUAACGAGAAUGCUCAGAAGCUUCUUGAGUUACAUUUAGCUUCUCGUUUCAAAAAGUGUCUUGAUUGGUUCAAAGGCAACAACAAUCGCAAAAGGAGUCAUCUCGGUUUGAUCCAACAAGGCAAAGACUUGGUUAGCUACGCUCUCAUCAACUCGGUCGCCAUCAGAAAAAUCCUCAAAAAAUACGACAAGAUUCAUGAGUCUAGCCAAGGACAAGCGUUUAAGACACAGGUCCAGAAAAUGCAUAUCGAAAUCCUUCAGUCCCCAUGGCUCUGCGAGCUUACGGCGUUUCACAUCAACCUGAAAGAGUCUCAGAAGGACUACUCUGGAGCUGUUUUGGCUUCUCCUCCUGCACUGUUUGAUGGUUGCUCUUUAGUGUUUGACGAUGGAAAGCCUUUGCUUUCCUGUGAGCUUUCUGAUUCUGUCAAAGUUGACAUCGACUUGACUUGUUCAAUAUGCUUGGACACGGUGUUUGAUCCGAUAUCUCUGACAUGCGGUCACAUAUAUUGCUACAUGUGUGCUUGUUCUGCUGCAUCAGUAAACGUAGUCGAUGGCUUGAAAACUGCAGACCCGUCCGAAAAAUGCCCGCUUUGCCGUGAGAUAUGUGUUUAUAAAGGUGCUGUUCGCUUGGAUGAGCUAAGUAUCUUGCUUAAGCGAAGCUGCCGAGAGCAUUGGGAAGAAAGGCGUAAAACAGAGAGAGCAGAGAGGUUAAAGCAAGCCAAGGAGUAUUGGGACCAUCAAUGCAGAAGCUUCACUGGAAUAUAACAACUUGGUUUGGGAGAGACAUUCGUACUUGAAGAUUUCUUGGUUUUGAUUCAUUAUAUAAGCUAAUGAAAAAAAACUCAAUAUUGAUUGUGAUCUGCUUUCAUCCGUGUGUGAGAGUGUUUGUUUACAAAGUGAUUUGUUUGUGGAGACUAUAUGGUUUCUUUUAUUAUAAGUUGGCAUAGGUUAA